AUGGCUGAUAAUUUAGAAGAUGAGUGGUGGGAAACUGGUAAUCGUGCUCAAAAUGACGAUUCAGAAGAAAAAAGUUCAGAUGAAGAAGAGAAGAAUGCAGUUGAAGACCACAGGAAGAGGCCACUUGAGCAUGAUGGAGUUGACCAGGGGGCUGGAACUAAAAAGAAACAAAAACGCAAAAGAAAGAAGAUUACUACAGAAUUAAAGGAGAAGGGAAAGUCCUCCAGAGCCAAGCCUGCUGAUGUAAUUGACCUACUUUCUAAACAUUUUGAGGGAAAACUGUCUCCUGUGGAGUGGGAUGAAUUAAAGCUUGAUCCAGAUGGUGAUUUUUAUGUCAGCAGUGAAUCAGACCACACCCCUAGCUCCUAUCUCAGAACUAUAUUACCUAAAUGGAAGAAGCUGGUCAAGUCUAGUGACCUAAAACCUGGCUCUCCAUUGGUUCUCAUUAUAACAUCCUCUGCCAUCCGAGCAGUUCAGCUCAACAGGGAUAUAACAGAUUUCAAAACAGAAGAGUGCAAAUGUGCAAAACUGUUCGCAAAACACUUCAAAAUAGAGGAACAACAAAAGUACCUCUCCAAGAAUAUCUGUCACAUAGGACUGGGUACCCCAAACAGAAUCUGCAGCCUCAUCAAAAAUGGUUCGUUACAUUUAGACAGUGUAAAGAGUGUAGUGUUGGACUGGAACUGGAGAGAUAAGAAAUUCAAACGAAUGGCAGACAUUAUAGAUCUCCGUAAAGACUUGGUGGUGUUAUUGCAGACUUAUAUUAUUCCACAUAUCCAUGCCAACAAAUGUAAAAUAGGCAUCCUCUGAUUAAACUCACUAUUCUUUUAAUACAUGUACAUGUAUGUUUGUUUUACUUGCAUGAACAACUGCAACUUGAAAUUUUUAUGUUAUAAAAGAACAUUUCUGACAGAU
Molecule: messenger RNA, 915 nt
Organism: Saccostrea echinata
Lineage: Eukaryota; Metazoa; Mollusca; Bivalvia; Ostreida; Ostreidae
Product: protein CMSS1-like
Exons: 7
Coding region: 1-810 (269 amino acids)
Cellular component (GO): nucleus; 90S preribosome
Source: RefSeq, a predicted model, not a curated record